This is a messenger RNA of Kwoniella shivajii, 312 nucleotides long. RefSeq lists its product as uncharacterized. The transcript is spliced from 3 exons. Lineage: Eukaryota; Fungi; Basidiomycota; Tremellomycetes; Tremellales; Cryptococcaceae. Bases 1 to 312 code for a protein of 103 amino acids. The record is from RefSeq and is a predicted model, not a curated record.
AUGUCAGGCUGUUUCUCAGGUGAAUCAUUCGUUGAGCAAGUACAUCUCUUCUUGAUCGAAUAUCGAGAUAACGGGAACUAUACCUAUAGACAUUCAUGGGAUGGAUGUAUAUCAUCUUAUUCACCUCUAAGGUUGAUCUUUGAUAGAUGGGCCCAGGAAGAACAUUGCGGUGAACCAUUCGAGCAUUUUCACUUCAGACUCAGAGAUCCAACUGAAGGUCGAACUUUGGUGGGAGACGAGUCUUCCAGAGAUCUUCGAAUCCAUUCUGGAACAAGGAUCUAUAUAGCCAGAGUCAUCACUGGAGAACAGUGA